CAAAAAUACUCGAAAACAAAAAGUUCACUCACAGAAGCUUCAACCUCACCUCAACUUUUCUCCUUCUCAGAAAAGAGAAGAAGAUAAAAUAAAAACCAAAAAAAUAAUGGUCCAUACAUACAUAAACCCCAAAAACUCCCAAACAAAUAAACUUCCUCUCUCUCUCUCUCUCAACAGCCAGCCCAUACAGUACUUUUAUGGAGUUAUGGCGAAAUGCUGAAAGAAAGAGCACACAAUAACUCAAUCUUUCUCAGCCUCCCUCGCUAUUCCCUUCAUCUCUAUCUUCCCUAUAAGCGCUAAACAGAGCUUUAACGCUCCUAUUUUCUGAUCGGCCAUUAAUGCAUUGAGCCCCUCCUGUUGGUGUUUCCUUCACCACCACGCAAUUUCUUUUCUUCUUCUACCUCGAAGUGGGCGUUUCAAAUUCCGGCGUGAUGCGGAAUUCAAGGUGAAAUAGCAGAAGAUAUGUUCAAGCCGGCGCGAUGGUGGAGCGACAAGCACAGAAUCAAAGCUGUUUUCAAGUUGCACUUUCAUGCAUCUCAGGUGACACAGGUUGGAGGGGAUGGAUUGAUGGUCUCCGUUGUCUCCGGAGAUACCGGCAAGCCCUCUGCGAGGUCGGAAAAGGCUGCAGUCCGAGAUGGGGGUUGUGUGUGGGAGAAUCCAGUUUAUGAGACUGUCAAGUUCAAUAGGGAUCCAAAAUCAGGGAAGAUUCAUCAAAAGAUGUAUCUCUUGGUCUUAAGCACGGGUUCGUCUAGAUCAGGAGCUGUCGGAGAGGCUUCUAUCGAUUUCUCCAUCUAUGCAGAGGCGAGCAAGCCCUCCUUGGCGUCUCUUCCGCUCAAGAACUCAAAGGGCGAAGCCAUACUUCAUGUAUCUAUCCAGAGGGUACAUGAUCAAAGGGAGAUUGAAGAAAAUGAGGAUGCAAGUUUGUAUUCUCAUGGUGAUGAUGCUGAUGGAGCAUUCAGAAGCGAUUCCGUUGAAGAGGAUCCACCAUCUAGCAAGGCUGAGUUUGAGACGACGCUCCGGGCUUCUAGUGGUUCGGACAUCACUCUGUCGAGUUCCGGGAGCAGCUCCGGGCUAGAAGCGCCUUGGGAGAUGCAGACGAAGAACGAGCCUGUUAGAUACUUGACAACUCCGGGGCCAAAAUCUGACACGCCUUCACCGGUGCACCGGAGUUCGUGGGAGUGGCUGAGGGACUCUGUCACCCCCAACGACACUUCAAGGAGCGCCUUGGGAGGAACUUUUCUAGACGAGGAGGCUCCGGAUGUUGUGAUCGAGAAGCUGAAAGCUGAGGUUGCUGUGCUGUCGAGGCAGGCCGACAUGUCCGAGUUAGAGCUGCAGGCGCUGCGGAAGCAGAUUGGGAAGGAGAGCAAGAGAGGGCAGGAUCACUGGAGAGAAGUUGUUUGCUUGAAACAAGAAAGAGAUGCUUUCAAGGAAGAAUGCGAGCGGCUCAGAGGUGAAACGAAGGCUAGUUUCAUCUUUGAUGGAGUGGAUUCGCAGGCAGUAGUUGAUGAACUCCGGCAAGAGCUGAGUUACACGAAGGAGUUGAACACGAACCUUCGUGUUCAGCUCCAGAAAACUCAGGAGUCGAACGCUGAGCUGAUUCUUGCAGUGAGGGACCUUGAGGAGAUGCUGGAGGAGAAAAGCAAGGGGAUGGAUGGAGAAUCGAGAGAAGUGGCUGUCGUUUAUCAGCUCGAUGAUGAGGAUGACGAGGAGGAGCAGAAGGCGCUGGAGGAUAUUGUGAAGCAGCAGGGUGAAGUCGAGGGAUCGUCUCUUCUAGAACAAGAGAUUGUUGAGUUGCAAAAUGAGAUAGACUUGUACAAGAGGGAUAAAGAUGAGCUGGAGAUGCAGAUGGAGCAGCUAGCCCUCGAUUACGAGGUCAUGAAGCAGGCGAAUCACGACAUGGCGUGUAAGCUCGAGCAGAGCCAGAUCCACGAGCAGCUGAAGAUGCAGUACGAGUGCUCGUCUCCCGACACCAAUGCUGAAAUUGAGAAUCUGGAGCAGGAAUUGCAGAGCCGAACGAAGGAGUAUGAAGAUUCACUUGUGACUAUAAGCGAGCUUCGAGGCCGUGUUGCCAGCCUAGAGAAGGAAGUUGAGAGGCAGGCGCGGGGUUUUGAAGCCGAUGUGGAAGCUCUCACACGCUCCAAAAUCGUGCAGGAGAAGAGGGCGAUAAGAGCCGAGGAGAUGCUAAAGAAGAUGAGGUGGAAGAACGCCAAUGCAGCAGAGCGGCUGCAGAAUGAGUUCAGGAAGCUCUCCGUGCAGAUGGCAUCGACGUUUGAGGCCAACGAGAAGCUGGCCACCAAGUCUCUGGCGGAAGCAAACGAGCUCCGUGUGGACAAGGCUUGUCUUGAGGAAACUCUCCGUAGAAUCUCUGAAGAGCACCAGUCAGUCGAGGGGCAUUAUGAGGCGCGACUGCAGCAAGUCACGGCCCAAGUUACCGCGAUGAGUGACCAAAUAGAGAAGCAGCAGUCGGAGAUAAAUGAACGAGGCGUUCAGCUGGAACGUCACAGGGAGAUUGCUGAGGAAACGGAGAGACUCCUCUCGGAUGAGAUCUCGAGGCUUAAAGAGGAGGUUGAAGAGCACAUUGCCAAGAACGAGAUUCUGUUGGAGGAGAAGGGGAGUAAGGAGGCUGUGGUGCACGAGCUCGAGAGGAUGAAGGUGUCCGUGAAGGAAACGGAGCUGCUCGUGGAGCAAGGGAAUGACGAGAAGGUUGAACUCGAGAGCAGGGUCAUGGUUAUGAGGAUGGAGGCUGCAGAGCUGGAUAAGGAAUUGAACAGAAUGAGGUGUCUGGUGAAGGAAAAAGAGUUGGCAGCUACGAAACUGCAAUCGGAGCUGGAUUCUCUCCGGUCACUUGAUGAGGCGGAGAAGGAGGGUUUGAGGAAGCAAGUUUUGCAGUUGAGGAGUGAGAUCAAGAAGAAGGAAGACGCGUGCAAAAUCCUCGAGAGGAAAACUAGGGAUCGAGCAACGAGUAAACCCGUUGCCCGUGGAUCGAAGGAGGCUUCGAAUAAGAUAAAGUUGCUUGAGUGUGAAAUCAAGUUGAAGGAGACUGCUCUUGAGAAAUCAGCUCAUGCAUUUUCAGAGAAGGAAAAGAUUCUUCACAAGAGAAUUGAAGAGUUGGAGGAAAGCUUGAAUGUGAAUGAAGUUGAAAAGAACGCUUCCAGUGAAAACUUAAGCACAACAUCAAGUGUAAACUGUGGAGCAAUCUUACCAAGAAAAUGCAACGGCUUAUCAGAUUCGAGUGAUAAUACUGAGGUUGAAGAUUUGAAAAAGGAAAUGGGAUUAAUAAUGGAAAGGAACAAAUCAAUGGAAAAGGAGUUGAAGGAAAUGGAAGAGAGGUAUUCGGACAUGAGCCUCAAGUUUGCAGAGGUAGAGGGUGAAAGGCAACAACUUGUAAUGAAACUACGCAACCUUACCAAUUCAAAGAACUCCACAAAUUUGUGUUGCUCCAAUUAACUGGUAAUGAUGCUAAGGCUGUUGAUAACUAGGAUUUUCUAGCCGAUUCAAAAUCUUGUAAAUUGCUUAAAUGUGGAAAUAUGUUUCUUGAUUCAUUAGAAAUAAGAUGUAACAUAGAUUUGAAAGUUGAUCUACACCAUGUAGAAGGUGUGUCCAAACACAUUAUUCUUUUAUUCUAUUUUUUUGUUGUCUGUAUGUA
Salvia miltiorrhiza (redroot sage) is the source of this 3646-nucleotide messenger RNA. RefSeq lists its product as uncharacterized. Lineage: Eukaryota; Viridiplantae; Streptophyta; Magnoliopsida; Lamiales; Lamiaceae. The transcript has 9 exons. Bases 463 to 3447 code for a protein of 994 amino acids. The record is from RefSeq and is a predicted model, not a curated record.